Molecule: messenger RNA, 1878 nt
Organism: Lasiosphaeria miniovina
Lineage: Eukaryota; Fungi; Ascomycota; Sordariomycetes; Sordariales; Lasiosphaeriaceae
Product: glycoside hydrolase family 13 protein
Exons: 14
Coding region: 1-1878 (625 amino acids)
Biological process (GO): carbohydrate catabolic process
Molecular function (GO): calcium ion binding; starch binding; alpha-amylase activity
Source: RefSeq, a predicted model, not a curated record
AUGCGCAUCACCAGCCUACACCUCGGCGUCCUAGCGGCAGUCGUGUCGUGGGCACCUCAAGUCGGUGGCAUGGCGGCUGCUGGCUGGCGAGGUCAGUCCAUCUAUCAGGUCGUGACCGACAGGUUUGCCCGGACCGAUCUCUCCACCACAGCGGCCUGCAAUGCCUCGCAACAGGUCUACUGCGGAGGCACGUGGCGGGGGCUGAUCUCGAGGCUGGAUUACAUUCAGGGCAUGGGCUUCACGGCUAUCUGGAUAUCGCCAGUAGUAAAGCAGAUGGACGGCAACACGGCCGACGGCUCAUCUUACCACGGCUACUGGGCCCAGGACAUUAUGGCCCUGAAUUCAGCCUUUGGGACGCCGACUGACCUGGCAGCGCUUGCUGCGGCGUUGCAUGUUAGGGGCAUGGCCCUCAUGGUUGACGUGGUCACUAACCAUAUGGCCUACAAGGGCUGUGGCUCCUGCGUCAACUACUCUAUCUUCACUCCCUUUUCGUCGGCUUCAUACUUUCAUCCAUUCUGCUUCAUCGACUACAGCAACCAGACCUCGGUCGAAGUGUGCUGGCAAGGAACCAACACUGUCAGUCUGCCAGACCUCCGCACCGAAAGCGACGAUGUCCGCCUAGUAUGGAACAACUGGAUAGCUGGCUUAGUCUCAACUUACUCGAUCGACGGCCUGCGAAUCGACAGCGUGAAGCAUGUCGAGCAGUCCUUCUGGUCUGGGUUCAUGGCCGCCGCCGGUGUUUACGCAGUGGGUGAGGUGUUCAGCGGGGAUCCUGCCUACACAGCUCCCUACCAAAAGUACAUUGACGGCGUGUUGGACUACCCCAGCUACUACUGGAUCACUCGCGCUUUCCAGUCCCCAGCUGGUAGCAUUAGCAGCCUCGUCGACGGCCUCAACACGCUCACACAAGCAGCCCUGGACCCAAGCCUUUAUGGAUCGUUUAUCGAGAACCACGAUGUGCCGAGGUUUCCAUCGCUCACGGGCGACGUUGCACUGGUAAAGAAUGCGAUUGCGUUUACCAUGCUCAAAGACGGCAUUCCCAUCGUGUACCAGGGACAAGAACAGCAUUAUUCUGGCGGAGCCACCCCGGCCAACCGAGAGGCGCUUUGGCUCUCGGGAUACUCAACCAGCUCCGAGCUCUACAGGUGGAUCAGCCAACUGAACCAGAUCCGGACGUGGGCAAUCUCCCAAGACGCCGGCUAUCUGACAUAUAAAGCACGCCCUAUCUACUCGGACGGCCACACAAUAGCCAUGCGCAAGGGUCUCCCGGGCUACCAGGUCGUCGCCGUCUUUACCAAUAUCGGUUCCGCCUCGUCUUCUACUGUCGCACUGCCCUCGUCGGUGACGGGAUUCAACGCAACCCAGUCGCUCAUCGACGUCAUGAGCUGCACUACAGUGGUCGCCGACUCGAGCGGCGGUCUAGCAUUGGCUCUGACUGGCGGUCUUCCGAAGGUUUUGUACCCGUUGGCGCGCCUCUCUGGCAGCGGAGUAUGCCCUUCCACGGUUCCCGGAACCACGUCGAGUUCAGAAACCCCCACGACGACAUCCCCAACGACCUCGACGUUGAGAUCAUUAAGCAUAGCAAUCACCUUUAAUGAACUCGUGACCACAACCUUUGGGGAUACUAUCAAAAUCACCGGCAACGUCGCUUCUCUAGGAAACUGGAACCCUAGCAACGGCGUCGCUCUGAACGCAUCAAAGUAUACCACCAGCAACCCUUUGUGGUUCGGCACGGUUUCCAUUGCUCCUGGGAGUGUCGUUGCUUACAAGUUCGUUAAGGUAAGCAGCUCUGGGGCGGUGGCGUGGGAGGCCGACCCGAACCAUACCGCUACCAUCCCAUGCACGGCUGCCACUCUCUCGAGCUCCUGGCAGGCAUAA